AUGGUUCCUCACGUUGAGGACAAGGUUCCUCACGCUGAGAACAAGGUUCCUCACGCUGAGUACAAGGUUCCUCACGCUGAGGACAAGGUUCCUGGCGCUGCGGACAAGGUUCCUGGCGCUGAGGACAAGGUUCCUGGCGCUGAGGACAAGGUUCCUCACGUUGAGGACAAGGUUCCUCACGCUGAGGACAAGGUUCCUCACGCUGAGGACAAGGUUCCUGAUGCUGUGGACAAGGUUCCUGACGCUCAGGACAAGGUUCCUGACGCUGAGGACAGGGUUCCUGACGCUGAGGACAUGGUUCCUCACGUUGAGGACAAGGUUCCUCACGCUGAGAACAAGGUUCCUCACGCUGAGUACAAGGUUCCUCACGCUGAGGACAAGGUUCCUGGCGCUGAGGUCAAGGUUCCUGGCGCUGAGGACAAGGUUACCGGCGCUGAGGUCAACGUUCCUGGCGUGGAGGACAAGGUUCCUGGCGCUGAGGUAAGGUUCCCGGCGCUAAGGACAAGGUUCCUCACGCUGAGGACAAGGUUCCUCAUGCUGAGGACAAGGUUCCUCACGCUGAGGACAAGGUUCCUCACGCUGAGGACAAGGUUCCUCACGCUGAGGACAAGGUUCCUCAUGCUGAGGACAAGGUUUCUGGCGCUGAGGACAAGGUUCUUGGCGCUGAAGACAAGGUUCCUGGCACUGAGGACAAGGUUCCUGACGCUGAGGACAAGGUUCCUGACGCUGAGGACAAGGUUCCUCACGCUGAGGACAAGGUUCCUCACGUUGAGGACAAGGUUCCUCACGCUGAGGACAAGGUUCCUGGCGCUGAGGUCAAGGUUCCUGGCGCUGAGGACAAGGUUCCUGGCGCUGAGGACAAGGUUCCUGGCACUGAGGACAAGGUUCCUGACGCUGAGGACAAGGUUCCUGACGCUGAGGACAAGGUUCCUCACGCUGAGGACAAGGUUCCUCACGCUGAGGACAAGGUUCCUGACGCUGUGGACAAGGUUCCUGACGCUCAAGACAAGGUUCCUGACGCUGAGGACAGGGUUCCUGACGCUGAGGACAUGGUUCCUCACGUUGAGGACAAGGUUCCUCACGCUGAGAACAAGGUUCCUCACGCUGAGGACAAGGUUCCUCACGCUGAGGACAAGGUUCCUGGCGCUGAGGACAAGGUUCCUGGCGCUGAGGACAAGGUUCCUCACGCUGAAGACAAGGUUCCUCACGCUGAGGAAAAGGUUCCUCACGUUGAGGACAAGGUUCCUCACGCUGAGGACAAGGUUCCUCACGCUGAGGACAAGGUUCCUCACGUUGAGGACAAGGUUCCUCACGCUGAGGACAAGGUUCCUCACGCUGACGACAAGGUUCCUCACGCUGAGGACACGCGCGGAGGUUGUCGUACAUUCUCGUCACUCAUACUUGUAAGUUAUGAUGUAGUUUUUAACUGUCAGGUAGAGAAAUGAGACAACUUAAAGCGUAGAUACUGUAGUUUUCCGUGAAUUUGCUUUUUUAAGGCUUUUUUUUCGUUUUGAAACGUGAUCCAUGCCCCCCCCCCCGCCCCCUUUUCAUCCUUUUAUUUUCGAGUGGUGAAAACAAUAUUCGCGCGGCCGUGUAAUAUCCUCUAUAUAUGGCAAUACAAUGACGAGUCUGCAUACAUAAUGAGUUACACAAUAAAGCGCUAGUCAGACGAACUUUAUGCGGAUUUUUAAAUGUUUUUAACGCGUUUUUAAGUGAAUACAUAUAUUUACUGGGUUGUCUAUGCUAGUAUCCGAGUUAUAGAAAAUACUACCCGAAGAGAUAAAAUUUAUACCAAAAAUGACGUCAUUGUCGUUGCUAUAGUAAUCAUGACGUUUCAGUAUGUCCGAUGUUUUGCUUCAGUGA
This is a messenger RNA of Paramuricea clavata, 1863 nucleotides long. The record is from the annotation of a GenBank genome assembly. NCBI's taxonomy places the organism in Eukaryota, Metazoa, Cnidaria, Anthozoa, Malacalcyonacea, Plexauridae.